CAAAAAUGGAAAUUGUUAGUUUCCGUCACAACACAGCACAGGCUAGUGAGACUCGUUUUUUCUCCAUCGGUUCUUCAGUUUUCACUUCCUGUCUCGUUUCGAUCCGUGCCACCGCUCGGACCAGUUAGGCUCAUGGCGUCGCUAUGGACUCAACUAAUCUCCAUGGCCUCCCUACUUCUAUCCCUUGCGCGGUGGGUACCUGUCUCCGGUGACUCCAGCAACGUGUUACUCUUACCAAGUCCUCAUCACGAGGGCUCUCGCCCUGCCAUGAUUCUCCCCCUACAUCACUCCGUUCCCGAUUCUUCCUUCUCUCACUUUAAUCCACGUCGUCAACUCAAGGAAUCCGACUCAGAACACCAUCCCAACGCUCGCAUGAGACUGUACGAUGAUCUCCUUCGAAACGGCUACUAUACGGCGCGGCUUUGGAUCGGCACUCCUCCGCAGAGGUUUGCUCUUAUUGUUGAUACGGGGAGUACUGUUACCUAUGUUCCGUGCUCUACUUGUAGACACUGUGGUAGCCACCAGGAUCCAAAGUUCCGACCAGAAGAUUCAGAAACCUAUCAACCUGUUAAAUGCACAUGGCAGUGCAACUGUGACAAUGACAGGAAGCAGUGCACGUAUGAGAGACGGUAUGCUGAAAUGAGUACUAGCAGUGGGGCCCUUGGUGAGGAUGUUGUAUCCUUUGGAAAUCAGACUGAGCUUUCCCCCCAACGUGCCAUUUUUGGCUGUGAAAAUGAUGAGACUGGUGAUAUUUAUAAUCAGCGUGCUGAUGGCAUCAUGGGUUUGGGCCGUGGAGAUCUAAGUAUUAUGGACCAACUGGUUGAGAAAAAGGUGAUAAGUGAUUCGUUCUCACUGUGCUAUGGUGGAAUGGGUGUUGGUGGUGGUGCUAUGGUUCUUGGUGGCAUAUCUCCCCCAGCUGACAUGGUCUUUACACGUUCAGAUCCUGUUCGAAGUCCAUAUUACAAUAUUGAUUUGAAGGAGAUACAUGUUGCGGGGAAGCGACUGCAUUUAAACCCAAAGGUUUUUGAUGGAAAACAUGGAACUGUCUUGGAUAGUGGCACAACUUAUGCAUACCUACCAGAAUCUGCAUUUCUUGCAUUUAAACAUGCUAUUAUGAAGGAAACACAUUCGUUGAAGCGAAUAAGUGGUCCAGAUCCACGUUAUAAUGAUAUAUGUUUUUCUGGUGCAGAAAUUGAUGUCUCUCAAAUCUCUAAAAGCUUUCCGGUGGUUGAAAUGGUAUUUGGAAAUGGUCACAAGUUGUCACUGUCUCCUGAAAAUUACUUGUUUCGGCAUUCAAAAGUGCGAGGUGCGUAUUGUCUAGGGGUUUUUUCAAAUGGCAAUGAUCCAACUACUCUUUUAGGAGGUAUUGUUGUUCGUAACACUCUUGUAAUGUAUGAUCGUGAGCAUACAAAAAUUGGUUUCUGGAAAACUAAUUGUUCUGAGUUAUGGGAAAGACUACAUGUGUCAGAUGCCCCACCACCCUUGUUGCCUCCAAAAUCUGAGGGAACAAAUUUAACCAAAUCAUUUGAGCCCUCUAUUGCUCCAUCUCCAUCACAGUAUAAUUUACAGCUAGGUGAACUCCAAAUUGCUCAAAUAAUAGUUGUUAUUUCGUUUAACAUCAGCUACAUGGAUAUGAAGCCUUACAUCACAGAAUUGACUGGACUCAUUGCUCAUGAAUUAGAUGUUAAUAGUUCACAGGUUCACUUAAUGAAUUUUUCUUCUCUUGGAAAUGGUUCUCUCUCUAAAUGGGUCAUAACACCGAGGCCAUAUGCUGAUUUCUUUUCUAAUGCUACUGCAAUGAGUAUGAUUGCCCGGCUUUCUGAACAUCGUAUGCAACUUCCUAACUCAGUUGGAAGUUAUAAGUUAGUUGAUUGGAAUGCCGAGCCUCCAUUGAAACGGACUUGGUGGCAGCAAUAUUAUUUGGUUGUGGCUUUAGCUGUUUUGCUUACAUUCGUUCUAGGAAUAUCAACCUUAGGAAUAUUCUUAAUUUGGAAAAAAAGACAGCAAGCUGAGCACUCAUACAAGCCAGUUGAUGUAGCUGUUCAAGAGCAGGAACUUCAGCCAUUAUGAGCUUCGUUUGUACUACCACUGCUUAAUGGUUUGCCUGAUUAGCGUGGCUGGCAUAUUCGAGUCCAUUAAUGCGUGAGCAAUAUACACAAUCAUAUAGUCAUACAACGGAUCAAGAUUUUGGUUUCUAAGAAAUCGAGUUGUCUAUCAUGAUAUAAUGAAACCCCCAUAGAUGUAUAUAAAGAAUUCUUUAGAAGUUGUAUCAUCUGCAAACGCAAUUUUGUUUGUGAUCAUUGUAAUAUAUAGCGGUGAAUCACGAGGGAGGGGGGGGGGGUAAUGUUUAUAUUUUUUGUUUAGUUAUUGCAUUUUGCUUAUUGGUCAUGGGUUCGAAUCCGGAAACAGUCUCUUUGCAUAUGCAAGGGUAAGGCUGCGUACAACAUCCCUCCCCCAUACCUUCGCAUAGCGAAGAGCCUCUGGGCAAUGGGGUACGAAGUUUUUAUUGCAUUUUGCUUGGUUUAUAUCUUACUUUUCUGUUCACGUUUUUCUAAUUUUGGUUCAAUGAAAUUAAUCCUCAUUCUUGUAUCGCA
Glycine soja is the source of this 2594-nucleotide messenger RNA. RefSeq names its product aspartic proteinase nepenthesin-1-like. The transcript has 12 exons. Lineage: Eukaryota; Viridiplantae; Streptophyta; Magnoliopsida; Fabales; Fabaceae. The coding region runs from base 133 to 2070 and encodes 645 amino acids. Gene Ontology annotation, biological process: proteolysis. Gene Ontology annotation, molecular function: aspartic-type endopeptidase activity. The record is from RefSeq and is a predicted model, not a curated record.